CGGACACCGAACCUCUCCGUUUUCACGCAGACCGUGAUUUUUUUUUGUGGAACUAAACAAGCAGGGGACAUGUUUGGAAUAAAAUCCGAUAUGUUCUCGUGGAGGUGAAUUGAACGCCGUUUUCAAUGCUGACUGACGUCGUUUUCCUUCCUAGCCAUUUCACAGGACGGGUAAAUAAAUAAAUAGCUCGCGAAUCGAUUGUCAAGUUUCGCAACGGGUUCAACAUUCGAGUGAAACGUCACGGGUUCUGGAUCAACAGUUCUGUUUGUUUGGCAUCGAAUGGAUGUGUGAAAGGGAAGGAGCUAAAUAACAGGGUGCAAUGGUUCUCCUGUGGAUUUCAUAGACACCUUGUCUCCCCCAGAUCCCCCCUUUUUUUUUUUUUAAAACCACCCAGCAUAGUGGCAUAGUUCCCUAAAGGAUCAUGUCUGCAGCACAGACACAGAAUGACAGCGAGCAGCGAUGGAGCUGCCUGGAGUCUCUGGGUUUGAGUCCCAGAGAGCUGGUUCUGGCUGAGGCCUUACAGAUGGAGUAUGAUGCGCUUUCUCGACUUAAACAGGACAAAGAUCCCACUGGAAGGGACGAGUCUGACAGUAGCAAAACUGUGCCAUCCAGGAAUACACACACUAGGCGUAUCCCCAGCCCACCUGUGACAAACAUGCGGCAAGGGCUGUCGGGGUCUGACCCGCUUCUCCACCUCAUCCAACCUGGAGUUUCCAGCCCGUCAAGGUCGAAUGUGGAUCCACAUGGCUACAGCAAGGAGCCCCUUUAUAUCCUGGAAGAUCCCAGCAAGAAUGACUACGAGAGGAUGACGGAUGGGUUUUCAAAGGGGUUGCCACCUCCGGAUGAACCUCCUCCAGCGAUUCCACCAAGGAAUCCAAUACCUCAACCAGACUCUUUCGGCCUCUGCAGGGGAUCAGCUCCCAGAGACGUGAACCUGUUCAGCCCUGAGGUGGACCAACCAAAGCUUCCCACCGGGGAAGGCAUAAACUAUGACAACCUGAAUGAUUCCCUCAUAAGGGUCAACAGCGGUAAGCAGUCACCCAGGCAACAAAAAGUUAGUGGUGACCAAUCUGGAAAGCCUGUGGCUCGCAGCAAGACGCUGCCCCCUCAAGUGCCACCUCGCACCUAUUUGCCUGGGCAAAAGAGUGGCAGAAACAACCGCAGGGUGUCAGCUGAUCUGGUGUCACUUCGUUCCAGACUCAAUGGAUUUGGCUAUGAGCUCUUCCAGGUUUCUGAGGAGCGUGACGAGGAGGUGGCUGCCUUCUGUCAUAUGCUCGAUGUGUUGCGCUCAGCUUACCCGUCCACAGACCGGUCAAAGAAUGCAGGGUUUGUAUGGAGCCCGUGUGUGGCGCAGGAGGAGCAGCAGCAGGUACUGGGGGUCAGCGUAAAGGUCACCAUCAUCGGUGAGCACAUCCGAGAGCCACUCAUCUUCACCUGUGAUGGUUCUUCCACCAUUGACCUGCUAAUAUACCAGACCUUGUGCUACGCCCAUGAUGACCUGGACUUAGUUGAUGUGGAUGACUACCUAAUGAAAGUGUGCGGCCAAGCCGAGUAUCUUAACAACUCUCAAACCUUGGCUGGACUUGAAUACAUUCAGCAGUGUCUGAAGUUUGAUCGGGACGUCCAGCUUUUCCUCACCAAGAGAAGCUCUGUUAACAUGGAGCUAGCUCGCACUGAAGAGGACGACGAGACACCAUCCUCCCUGAACCACAGUAUCACGCUGCAGGAGAGACCCAUAAAGCAGACUGUGACAAAGGAAGCACUAACUUUGCUUCUGGACACCUUUCAUACCGAGGCCGAGUUGUUUGUGUUAUCAGAGGCUGACCUUCAGUUGCAUGUGGAGCGCUUGGUACAGUCAGUCAAGGCUCUGUGCAGCUCGCUUGCCGCUGUGGAAACUCCCGACAUCACCUCGGCCCUGAAUCAGCUGCCCGCCUGCCCGUGUAGACUGCAGCCCAGAGUCCAGAAGGAUGUGAGUGUGCUGGCGAAGAGAGAAAACAGAGAGAAAAUAGUUGAAAGGUUGACGGCCGCCAUCUUGGAUCUGGUGGAGCUCUACUGCAGCACGUUCAACGCCAACUUCCACACAGCUCCACACAGCAGCCGCACCACGGCGCCAAUCCAGGAGGCGGGCAUGAUUACAAAUGUAUUGUCCUUCAGCAUUUAUGCUGCCCACCGUGUCCCCAUCACCUGGGCCGCCAGUUAUGAAGGGUUCUUUCUGUCGUGUUCCCUCACCCAUGGGGGAGAGGAACUCUGUGCCCCCCAGCACACAAGCAAACAGUCAGUCAGCAAAUACCUUUUCCAUCUGGUGGUUUGGGACCAAAGGAUUUGCUUUCCAGUGCAGAUCAACCAGCUGCCACGAGAGUCUCAGCUGACAGUGACUUUAUAUGCGACACCGCUACCACCCCCUGGAGGGGCAGAUGACAAGAGCAAGCAGAAAGCCCGCAACAUGGAGGCACUGGGCUGGGUCACAAUGCCGCUCUUUAACUUUCGACACAUUUUGACCUGUGGCAGGAAGCUGUUGGGUCUUUGGCCGUCAACGCCAGGGAGCGGAAACACCCGGUCCAGCACUCCCAACUUCAGCCAGCCUGAUAGUGUCAUCCUGCAGGUGGACUUUCCGACAUCCUCAUUUGAGGUGCGUUUUAGCACCCCUCCACCAGCCGAGUUCAGCCCUCAGUACGAGUUCUCCCGAUUGGAUCAGAGCAGCCAGAGACAGCUCCAGGACAUCCUGAACAAGAAGUCUCUCUUCUGGUUGACUCCAGAGCACAAGCGUCUGCUGUGGGAAAAGCGUUCCUUCUGCCAAGCCGAGAGCAGUCACUUGCCCAUGAUCCUUGCCAGCGCCCCCAGCUGGGAGUGGUCAUGUCUGCCUGACAUCUAUGGUCUCCUUCGCCAGUGGGCAUGCACCAACCACCUGGACGCACUAGGCUUGCUGCAGGCCACGUUUCCAGAUCAGGAGUGCAGACGCACAGCUGUCCAGUGGAUGGACUCUAUUUCUGACCCUGAGCUACUGGACUUUCUUCCACAGCUGGUGCAGGCACUGAAGUACGAGUGUUACCUGGACAGUCCUCUGGUGCGCUUUCUUUUGCGCAGAGCCAUGGGAAAUGUGCGUGUCGGUCACUGCCUUUUCUGGUUGCUGAAGGACACACUGCAGGACUCCCAGUUCAGCGUACGUUAUCAGCACCUGCUGGCCGCGUUGCUCUGCUGCUCAGGCCGAGGUCUUCGUGAAGAGUUCGACCGCCAGUGCUGGCUCAUCAGCAUCCUAGCUAAAGUUGCACAGCGUGUCCGAGACGCCUCGCCAUCAUCGCGGCAGGCUCUUCUGAGAGAGGGACUGGAUGAGGUCAAGCAGUUCUUCUCCAUAAACAGCAGCUGCCGCCUUCCUCUUAACCCUGGCCUCCUAGUCAAGGGCAUUAACAUACAGGCCUGCUCCUAUUUUAACUCCAAUGCUGUGCCACUCAAGCUCUCGUUCCAGAACAUGGACCCGCUGGGAGACAACAUCAACGUCAUCUUUAAGUCAGGAGAUGACCUGCGGCAGGACAUGCUCACUCUGCAGAUCAUCCGCAUCAUGAACAAAAUCUGGAUUCAGGAAGGCUUGGAUAUGAAGAUGGUCAUCUUCCGCUGCUUCUCCACCGGCCGGAGCCGAGGCAUGGUGGAGAUGAUCCCGAAUGCUGAGACCUUGAGGAAAAUCCAAGUGGAGCACGGAGUCACUGGAUCUUUUAAGGACCGCCCAUUGGCUGACUGGCUGCAGAAACACAACCCCUCCGAGGACGAGUAUGAGAAAGCAGUAGAGAACUUCAUCUACUCCUGUGCAGGCUGCUGUGUUGCCACCUACAUCCUGGGCAUCUGUGAUCGCCACAAUGACAACAUCAUGCUGAAGAGCAGUGGCCACAUGUUUCAUAUUGACUUUGGCAAAUUCUUGGGCCACGCGCAGAUGUUUGGCAACAUCAAACGGGACCGGGCUCCUUUUGUCUUUACAUCUGACAUGGCUUAUGUGAUUAAUGGGGGUGAUAAGCCUUCAAGUCGCUUUCAUGACUUUGUUGACUUGUGUUGCGAGGCGUACAACCUCAUCAGGAAACACGCUCAUCUAUUCCUCAACCUGCUGGGCUUGAUGCUGUCCUGUGGCAUUCCUGAGCUCUCAGAUCAAGAGGAUUUAAAGUAUGUUUAUGACGCUCUGAGACCACACGAGUCUGAGGCGGAUGCCACCAUGUACUUCACAAGGUUGAUAGAGUCCAGUCUGGGCAGCGUCGCCACAAAACUCAACUUCUUCAUCCACAACCUUGCCCAGAUGAAGUUUGCCUCCUCAGAGGAGCGUCCCGUGUUGUCGUUUGCACCGCGAGUCUACACAAUGAAAAGUGAUGGCCUCAUUCGCAGCCUGUUUGUGUGUCGCCACAUAAAAACCUACAGCCCCAACAAGGGUUAUACCUACGUGGUGAAAGUGGAGCGUGAGGGCCAGCAGGGGGCGACAUUGGUCCAGAGGAGUUUUGAGGAGUUCCAUGAGUUACACAGUAAACUGCGACUCAUCUUCCCUUCUUCUAAACUGCCCAGUUUUCCCAGUCGCUUUGUGCUUGGUCGCUCUCGCGGAGAAGCCAUGGCCGACCGCAGAAAAGAUGAGCUGAACGCAUACGUAUGGCAUCUGAUCCACUCAGCCGCUGAAGUUGCUCAGUGUGACCUGGUCUACACCUUCUUCCACCCGUUACCAAGAGACGAGCGGCCAGUAGGAACAGCUGUAAACGUGCUGAGUGUAAAACCGACAGAGGGUUCUUGGACUCCUGUGGCUGGUAAAGCAGCUGGUGAAGUGAAAUUGUCCAUUUCCUACAAAAGCAACAAGCUUUUCAUUAUGGUGAUGCACAUACGAGGCCUGCAACCCUUACAGGACGGCACCGAUCCUGAUCCAUACGUCAAACUGUACCUGCUUCCUGAUCCCCAGAAAACAGGCAAGAGGAAGACAAAGGCAGCUCGUCGCACAUGCAACCCCACAUAUAAUGAAAUGCUGGUGUAUGAUGAAAUACCACAUGGGGACCUGAGCAAGCGUUCAAUCCAUCUUCGAGUGCUAGGUGAUGGAGCGUUCUGGGACAACACGCUGCUGGGCGAGGCCAUCAUCCCCCUAAAUAAUCUAACACCCGGACAGCAUUGGGUGGACUGGCACCAGCUGAGCACAGGCAGCUCCGAUGCCAGCCGCUAACUCGAAAAAGGACUCGCUAAAACAGACCCUGGGUGAUGGUCUGAUCACCAGUAUUUUUGUUAAGUACGUCCCUUUACAUGGAAGGGAACCGACUCUGAAGAUGGAGCCCUUUGAGGAGCAUGCUGUAGGUGUGCCUGUCUUUGCACUGGGGUCUGUUAGAUGCUGCAUAGAAAGAGGUAUUUUCCCCCACACUGGGGUGCUUGUUGCUGAUUCUCCUGCCCUGGAGACUUGUAGACUCUGUGAUGGAGAGACAUCACUACAUGUGCUAGUUGGGUUGGGGAUUUUUUUUGUCCUCUACAUGUGACUGUGGAACAGGACAUGCCUGAACUAGCUGUGGCCGAGAUAAGAAACACUGACUCUCUCGGAUGCAGAACCCAGAAGGAUCUGGUCCAUUGUACAGCCUCACAGAGAGAGAAGAAGUGAAACGUUAACUUAUUUCUUUUUAAGAUGCUCUUUUAUUUUGGCUCGAUUUGGAGCUAGCUUCAGUUGUGACGAUUAUGUCCCUGAGAGUUAGAUGAUUACAGAUUUUAUGUAUGUAAAAAGGGAGAUAUGGAGCGUUGUAAAACGAAUCGAUUUACAGGUGGCAGGGAUCUAUCAUGUCUUGAAAAACUAAAACACUUAAGAUUCUGUGGCAUUGCACACUUGUGUGUAGUCAUGCAAGUUGUUACUCAGUACAACAUUUGUAGUAUGAAUGACAUAAAAAGCUCUGUAACUUUUGAUUUUUGUUUAUUAAUCACGUUCUUUCUUUGUUUCUUUAAAUAAGCACCAGUCUUAAAAGGUCCCAGAUUGAAAUGAUUUUCAUAAAUAGAUAGAUGGAUAGAUAGAUAGAUAGAUUGAUAAAUAAAUAAAUAAAUAAAUAAAUAAAAAUGCUCAAGUUGGGACCAGACUUAAAAUAUAUUUGUUACACUUCACAUUGUGCCACAAGGGUCGCCAGGUGACAUUAACAAACCUUCUCAUAAUUAACUUUUUUUUUGUCUGUUAAUGAAACUAAGGGAGAAAAAUCCAGGUUAUUAUUCGACAAAAGAACUGUUAAAUCAGUCUGAUUAGGUUCUCUAUUUGUGAAGUAUUUUUCCAGUAAUAUACUUGUCAUAUAACACAUGCUGUCUCAUAACUUAUAUCGAUCAAAACGUUAGGGUUCAAUAGGCAUUACAUUGUUUGAAUCACAGUGGCACUUUAUAGACCAGAAUGUGUGCUUUUCACAAUGUGAUAUAUUUCCCUUACAUCGCCUAGCCUGAUAGCACACCACCUAGUAAAGCCCUUAUUAUAGUUUGCUUUAAAAUGAACCAUGAAGGUUAAAACAAGACAAGAGGAACCUAAGCAAUGAGUUUAUGUUUUGGUUCGGACUUAUCUCAGCCUAGCGUCUGUCUCUCCAGUGAGAAUGUGUGUAUUUGAAUGGUUCAUGUGCAUGCUGUGAAAUUUGCUACUGGAUAAAUGUUGCACUUUUGCUCUUAUUUGCUAUGAAGUAUUUUGUGCUUACGUUUUUGGGAUCAGUCAGUUACUUAAAUGGAAUAUUUUAUUUAUUUGAAGAAAAGGAAACAAAGAUAAACCGUACCACAAUAUUAUUGAUUAAUAUUCCUAUUAAUACAGAUUCUUUAUUUUGUUGAAAUUGUUUGUGAACUUCAAAUUCAACUGUAUACUUUUAAGCUUUAAUCUGUUGGGAAUUUUUUUCCUUUCCAGAUGUGCACGCAUGCAAAUGAUUCGCUGAACCUGAGACUAAGGCUGUUUUUAUGUUUUUUCCCUUCUGUAUACACCUUUACAUGUUCUGUCACUUUGUGUUUCUUUGUGACACAUUUAUUUGUCCACUUCACUAAAUUAAAACAAAACUGUUUCAUGUAAAACUUUGUUCAAUGAAGGAAAACAGCUGCUUGAAAUUCACCUAUGUUUUAGACCUUAUUCGUACAGUAUGUAUGUAAAUAAUCAGUAUGUUUAGUUAAAGGUUUAUAACAUAGUGUUAUGAUAUGCUGUCAUCUAAAAAUGAACCACAUCGUAGCCUGCCACGAGCCAAAGGGGGAUUUGUUAAAAAGUUCUUGGUCCAACCCUGAGACAGCAGUUUUCUUGAUUAUACUGUUGUUUAAUAUUAUACUGUUCUGUCACUAAUGUGUCUUAUUUAAUGUUGGGGUUAGUCAACUUAUUUUUUUGAAGUACCAAUCUGUACUGAGUGUUAGUGUUAUUACUGGUGAGGUACUCUUUGUGUGCCCUUGUAAGAAAGCGAGAUGGUUGGAAAGCUCAGACCUGCUCUUAUUAUGCAGAAGAUUUGCAAAGGACUCCAAAAAACCCAAAUUAGUUCACUUUGAAUCACCAGAGACCAUUUGUCCAAGAGAAACUAUGGAGCGAAUGUAAGUUUAAAAUGAACAGGCUUAGUCUGUUGUACAUAUUAAGACUAUAAUUUGUCUGUGCUUUAUGGAUUUUGUCACUGUUUUGAUUUCCUGACAUAGCUGUGUUCCUUUUAGACCAUUUUUUUUAUAUUAUUUGCACUAAAUAAUAAAAAGAACUUGAAUCCAAAAUGAAAAAAA
Molecule: messenger RNA, 7686 nt
Organism: Clarias gariepinus (North African catfish)
Lineage: Eukaryota; Metazoa; Chordata; Actinopteri; Siluriformes; Clariidae
Gene: pik3c2b
Product: phosphatidylinositol-4-phosphate 3-kinase, catalytic subunit type 2 beta
Exons: 33
Coding region: 422-5173 (1583 amino acids)
Biological process (GO): phosphatidylinositol-mediated signaling; phosphatidylinositol-3-phosphate biosynthetic process; phosphatidylinositol 3-kinase/protein kinase B signal transduction
Cellular component (GO): cytoplasm; phosphatidylinositol 3-kinase complex; plasma membrane
Molecular function (GO): phosphatidylinositol binding; 1-phosphatidylinositol-4-phosphate 3-kinase activity; 1-phosphatidylinositol-3-kinase activity
Source: RefSeq, a predicted model, not a curated record